This is a messenger RNA of Mauremys mutica (yellowpond turtle), 6040 nucleotides long. RefSeq names its product WD repeat containing planar cell polarity effector (gene WDPCP). The transcript is spliced from 21 exons. Gene Ontology annotation, cellular component: axonemal basal plate. Gene Ontology annotation, biological process: nervous system development; cilium organization; establishment of protein localization. Gene Ontology annotation, molecular function: protein binding. The coding region runs from base 669 to 2906 and encodes 745 amino acids. The record is from RefSeq and is a predicted model, not a curated record. Lineage: Eukaryota; Metazoa; Chordata; Testudines; Geoemydidae.
GCGCGUUCCAUUCAGUCUCAGUCGCGGGAGUACUACAACUCCCAGCAUGCGCCGGGCCAGCCUCGCUGCCGCUUAGUGAGCUCGGCGCGCUGAAAGUGGGUCGUGCCCAGUCUCUUUCCACCUCCCCAGCAGCCGCGGAGGCGCGCCCGCAGUAACGGUUGAGCACGUUCACAGCAGGGCCAACGAGGAACAGCUUCCCCAGUCUCCCCCAGGGGCGCUACAGCUCAAGCUUUUGCGCAUGCGCCACAGAAGACACGUGGCCCGUGUUUAUCUUUGCGCAUGCGCGAGACGAAGGGCCGGGAGGUCGGGAGACGGUGUGUCUGCAGUCUACGCUCCUGUUUCGGGCGAACCGUGCAGAGGCCUGAAAUGAAGCUGUCCUCUCAAUCCUAGAUGUGGUCCCUGCAAAUCAGGGUAGAGGAUCUGAUCCUGCUAUUGGCUCUGCAUAGGUGGCACUUUUGGCCCACAUGGAUCCCCAUUGGACCCAUCCACACAGAAUUAGUUGCAGGAUCAGGACUGCAAUAUUUUGACUCCAGAACUUUACAAGCUUAAGGAGAGCUUUAAGUCAAUGAAGAAAUCAAACGAGAGGAAAAAAUUAAGGUCACAAAACGUACAAACCAGAAGCAAGAAAAGGUCAUACAUAAAAGGACUGAGUUUCCAUCUGCCAUCAGAUGUCUUUCUGCCUGACUGAGAUGCACCUGUGGUCUUUGAAGAAUACCUUACAUGUUGGGGAUGAAGACAUUGGGAUCUAUCAGUACUAUGACAAGAAAGAACCAGUAUCACAAAUGAACCAUGGUUACUUAGAAGAGAAACAACAGCUUGUGGAAUCUCGAGAUUAUCCUUGGAUACUUAAAAACAAACGCCCAGAAAAACUGCGCGAUGCUCUCAAGGAACUGGAGGAGCUGAUGCAAAACAGUCAGUGUGUGCUGAGCAAAUGGAAGAAUAAAUAUGUCUGUCAGCUCCUCUUUCAUUCAGGUGUACUGGUGUCCCUAAGCCUUUCUGGGCCACAGCUGGAGAAAGUGGUGAUUGACAGGACCCUGGCGGGGAAGCUCAUCUCCGACACCAUCAGUGAUGCUGUUCUUACAGACAGUUUCAUCAUCUUGUCAUUUUGGGAGCAAAACAAGCUCUGCUUCAUUCAGUUUACAAAGAAGACAGGUUCUCCUGAUGUAAACAAAAGACUGGAAAAACUCUCAUCCUUGGAUUUUAAGAUUUCUUAUAUUGAUAUACCCGGACCAGCAAGUAGAAGGAUAAAACGUCACUUGUCAAUAAAUUGUAUCCAAGAUAUGGUCAUUUGCUGGUGGUCACUGACUAAUGACGGAGCAUGGCCUUGGUCUCCUAUUUCCAGUGAGAGGGACAGAGCCAACUUAUUGUUAUUAGGCUGCGCACAUGGCAGACUAGAGGUUCUGAGUUACAUCCAUACAGAAUGGGAUCCACUUGAUGCUAGCUUUAGCACUAAUCAGCCUUAUCAGGUUCACACAGUGGAGCACUCCAUCAGCACAGACAAAGAGCCCAUGGCUGACAGCUGCAUCUAUGAGUGGGUUAGGAACAAAAUUCAGUGCAUGGCAGUCACCAGAAUACCACUAAGAUCCAGGGCCAUCAGUUGUUGCAGGAACAUUGCAGAAGACAAGCUGGUCCUCGGCUGUGAGGAUUCUUCAAUGAUUCUGUAUGAAGCCCACCAGAGAGUGACUCGGUUAGCCCAGGCAGAACUAUUGCCUGCUUUAAUAAACUGCCACCCCAGUGGAGCCAUAUUUCUGGUUGGCAGCUCUCAAGGGGAGCUGCAGCUUUUUGACAUGGCACUGUCCCCAAUUAAAAUACAGCUUUUGGCUGAAGACUGCUCACCUAAAGCAACUUUGCAAUUCAGUAAACGGUUUGAUGUGUCUAGCAGCCUCAUCCAGAUGCAAUGGGCAGCUCCUCAUGCUGCGUCUGACAGCGACAACAGCAUGGAAGUUCAUGACCUUCUGUUAAUUCGGUUUGACAAAGGACCUUUAGGAGUACUUCAGUUUAAACUUGGUGUCAUCACAAGAGGACGGCUGGGCCCUGUGGAAAUCAUCCACCAGUAUGUUCGUUAUGAUGAGAUAUAUGAGGCGAUUAGUGUCCUGAGCAGCAUGAACUGGGACACUAUGGGUCAUCAGUGUUACAUAAGCAUGAGUGCCAUUGUAAAUCACCUUCUUAGACAAAAGCUGACGCCAGAGAGAGAAGCACAGCUUGAAGCAAGCCUUGGAACCUUUUAUGCUCCAACAAGACCCCUGUUGGAUAUGACUGUGUUGGAAUAUAGAGACCCAAUCAGCAGAUAUGCAAGAAGGUUCUUCCACCACCUGCUCAGGUAUCAGAGAUUUGAAAAGGCAUUUCUGCUCGCUGUUGACAUAGGUGCUCGUGACCUGUUUAUGGACAUCCAUUACCUUGCAGCAGAUAAGGGUGAAUUGGCACUAGCUGAAGUGGCAAAGAAAAAGGCUAACGACAUUGAUGCAGAAUCAAUAACUACUGGAGUUGCUGUUUUGGGGCAUUUAGACAGAGAGGAUUCUUCAGAUGAAGGUUUUGUCGCCCUAUCUCUAACAUCGCAAGAGGAACAGACAUUUCAGGAUGCCCUCCCUGCCUCUGGCUCAAACUUCAGACACACAGCACAGAGCAGUUCUAACAGUUCUGCUAUGCGUAGACAAAGAGACAACAGGGAGAGUGCAGCUGGAAUGGGGAGCAAUGCUGCUUCUGUAAUGGAUAAACCCUUGUCCUGGAAUCCAGCAGCUAGUUCGGGGAAUUUUGGGGAUGUUCAUACAGAACAGGGGAGAAUUCCUGUGCUUACCCUCAUAGCAGAAGACAAGACGGCUGUCAAUCUCAUAGGAGGAGGAUUUAGGAGUGAAAAAGGAGCAAAGCAGCAUGGUUACCAUAAAGAUGUAGACAAUGUCGAGUGUUGAAACGUUAGACAGAAACCCCAGGAUUUGAGCAGGUGCUACAUUCCUGCACCUAGAAACAGAGCGAUGUCAAUAAUUAUCCAGUAGUUUGAAAUGGUCUUAUGGAAACUAGAGUGAAAUGUCCAAUAUCAAUGAAACAAAUGAAAGUUCUAAGAGUCUUACAUCCCUUAAGAAGACAGAGAAUCUUACCAUGCACGAACUUUACUGCACGAUCUGCCUGGGAGAGUUGUGGUAGAGGCGAUGCAUGAAAUUCACCAGGAAAGAGGACUUGUUUCAGCAUUAUAUAACCUUAGGGGUGUGGUAGAGAAGUGUUUAGUUAUAUAGAGAGGAAUGGGGAAACACUUUCAUUUUCCUAUAAAACAACUAACUGUUGGUAUUUAUGUGGUGCAUGGAGCUUUAUCCAGUAAAGGCCAAGUGCCUCCUAACAAACGUGUUCUCCAACUUUUUCCUCAUCCACCAAGCAGCGAAAAUGUCAGACAAGAGGCUGGAACUAAAAUGCAGUAUUUAUAUCAAGACAAAAUGCUAGCUGUUGAAAUACUUUUGACCCUAAACAUACGGCAGUAAUAUAUGCAUUGUGCACUGAAGCAUUGUUUAAGAAUGUGAUGUGUAUCUCUGUGGUAGAAUAUAUAUACCAUAAGAUGGAGCUGCUGCUCUGGUAAAUGCUUCUUAUUAGGUUGCAAGGGUGUUUUUUUUUUCCCCUCAAUUGAAGUGAAAGAGUGAAAGCCACAUGAAUCCCACUGAACUUGCCAGCACACACAUAAGCCUGCGGCAGCCUUAACUUACAUACCCUUCUUGUUGCCAGUUUUCCACUUUUUUUUUCCAAUUUAAAUUAAUGUAUUUUGUAAACUACAGUAGAGCACAUACACCCGCUUCCCUUUGAUUUCAGCUCCACACCUAGUUUUCCUUUGCAUCACGAAGAGGUUUCUGCUCAUAUGUAAUUGUAAGGGAAGCAGUGAUUCACUAGAGCAUAACCCUUUCCUUAGCAAAGUUUUCACACUUUUUGUAGGCAUGCCAACAACAUGUAGCAUGAAACACCCUUGCGUUCUAGGCACAUGCCGUUUUCAUUAAUUGUCAUGUUGCUUACAAAAAUAAUGAGCUAUGUUUCAGUUCUGCACAUGCAUUUGUUGUGCAUACAUUGGGGGGGCCCAUUUAUGUGCACUUAAAUCAAGUAUUUGCAGGUUUGCAUUAAGAUUACAAAAUUGCAUCCCUCGCUUUAAAAAUCUGGCUCUGGUAAUACUGGCAUUAAGACAAUGUUAGAAUGUUUGUUAUACAUUUUAAAUAAAGAGAACAAAAUAAGGUUUAGCUUUUGCAAAUAAGCUUCCAUGCAGAGGUUAAUUGGAGUCAAUAUUUAGAUAGGUUUGCAUUUCCUUGUAUUUGUUUUGGAGUUUCUUAAAUAUAAAAAGGGUACAUUUUAAAAUCUAUCAUUGCAUUUAAUUUCUGUAGGCUAAAGUGAGUGAUUGUAUGUUGUUGUUUUUCCCCCAGGAGGCUGGAGGAAGUGGCUCUCUCAAAGUGGUUCAUUUUGGUCUAGUAUAAUCAAGAAUAUGAACACUUUCACUUUAAAAGAAAAAUACUCUAAGCCUGAUUAGACUCCCACUGAAAUUCAUCGCAGUCUUUCAUUUGGCUUCAGUUGUCUUUGGAUCAGGCCCUUCAAGAGAAAAUUCAGUUAAAAGUUUCAGCGCCGGUCUGCUUAAAACACUGAAUUAUUGAUUUAUAGGCACCUGUCUCUGCAAAAACUGACCCACGUUUAUUUAUGAAAAGCAAUAUUGUGAAAUUUUCCUCAUGCCAUUUGAUGCCAUACAAAAUCCAAUAAUCAUGGCUACCAGUAUUACUGUACAAAUGGUAAUGCUGAAAGAUUGUUUUUUCAUUAAACAAAUCCAUAAGCCUCGCAGAGCAAAUUCUCUGUAAUUCUCCAUGCAUUAUAUAUUUUAACAAUCUUCACUUAGAUGCAGAUUUGAAUUUCCACUUAAGGCUCUGAAAACCAUUCUACCGAGAUACUAGCAGAUAAAAUCUUCACUCAGGAUACCUCUGUGAAAGAGCAGCCUUUCACAGUCAGCAGCGUUUUUUAAAGAAUGCUCUCAAUUUUCGUAUCUACAUAUAUCAUCUUAGGUGAAUAACCAUUAUUUUGCCUUUAAAAAAAAAAGACAUGGAGUCUCUUAAACAUCAUUCCAUUGGAGUCCAGAUUUUAAUCUUGCUCCUCUAGCCACUAACAGAAAAUGCUACAGAGAAGACAACUUAACCUGUUUCAUUACUAUACUUGUUCCGGAACUAUUAAAAGAGAAAAGGAACUUUAUGAUGUUUCUGCCUUCCUACCAUAUCAUGUAUGUGCACACAUAUUGUACUUUACUAUAUAUACACACAUAUAGAUUAAGCUUGAUCUUUUGGACCAGUCAGUUAUGUAAAACUGAAAGUCAAUGAUCUACUUGAAUUUGCUUUUUGGUUACUGUCUUUAAACGGUACUGUCACUAACUAAGUGGAUUAAAAAUAAAAAAUCAAACUGUUUAGAAAUACUGUGUUGAGAAAAUCUGAGUUUAUUUAAAAUGUAUCGAUUUAUUGUUCAUUGGUCCAGCCAUUUUUUUUCCCCUAAAAGGCUGCUGAAAUCUAACAUACUCAGUGGAUGGUGGGUUUGGUAGUAAUAAAUAAAUCCAACAUAAUUUAGCUGUUUGUUUGUAUCAGCAUAUUCAGAGAUGUCUAUUAAAACAGACUGAAAAGCUUACGUCUUGAGUGAACAAAACUGUUAAGUGCAUAAAAUUCUACAUAUUCAAUGGGGAAAAUAUUAAUAAAGUGAGAACUGUGAAACAAACAGCAGUUUACUACAGCAUUUCACCACACACAGCUGUAUAUAUAAUGGAUGGUUACGCUAUGCAUCCGUACAGUAAUUUGAGGAGAGCAUGUGUUGCAUAUGAUACAGAUUUCUAUUUAAUUUCUGAGAUAGAUGCAGUGCAACAACAGAUCAAGGAAAUCUCUCACUUGCUCUACAUAAAAUGCUGAAAUGUGUUACCUAGGCAUAGAGCUAUUUUGCUGAAUUGAAGCCAUAUUUCUGUCAGUACAAGUGAUGGUCUAUAUGUGGGAUUAAUCUGACACCAGACAGUGAUCCUUAAUCCUUCAGUAUAUCAUAAUCUAUUUACUUUGCAUGCUAA